AUGGCUGCUCAGACCGCCCCAGAGCUCGCGAAGCUUGACUUGAACAAGAAUAGUGGCUCUGCCGAGGCGAACGUUGUCUCCAAUGGAGGGUCUGAUAAAGACGAUGCUGAGAAUGAAGGAGACUCAGACGAUGAUAAAGACGAGGCAGGCGGUUCUGCUGAAGUAAACACGGAAAAGAAAAAGAAGAAGAAGAGAUCAAAGAAGAAGAAGAAGGCUGCCAAGGUCCAGUCGAGCCCACCACGGAUACCCUUGACCACUCUUUUCCCUAACAAUGCCUUCCCCGAGGGAGAGAUUGUGGAAUACCUAAACGACAACUCCUAUCGUACCACAAACGAAGAAAAGAGGCAUCUCGACCGCAUGAACAAUGAUUUCCUCACUGAGUACCGCCAGGCUGCCGAAAUCCACCGCCAGGUCCGCCAGUAUGCGCAAAAGGAGCUCAUCAAACCUGGUGCCACCUUGACCGAUAUCGCCGAGGGUAUUGAGGAUGGAGUCCGCCACCUGACCGGCCACAUGGGUCUGGAAGAAGGAGACAGCUUGAUUGCUGGAAUGGGUUUCCCAACCGGGUUGAAUAUCAACCAUUGUGCAGCCCAUUAUUCCCCCAAUGCCGGAAACAAGGUUGUUCUUCAACAUGGUGAUGUCAUGAAGGUGGACUUUGGUGUCCAUGUCAAUGGCAGAAUCGUAGACAGUGCUUUCACCGUCGCGUUUGACCCUGUUUUUGACCCUCUGCUCACGGCUGUCAAGGAGGCAACCAACACCGGAAUCAAAGAAGCUGGUAUUGAUGUCCGCAUGAGUGAUAUCGGCGCAGCCAUUCAGGAAACGAUGGAGAGCUAUGAACUCGAGAUAAACGGCACAUCAUACCCCAUUAAGGCCGUUCGUAACCUGAACGGCCAUACAAUCGGCCAGUACGAAAUUCACGGUGGAGUAAACGGGAAGAGUGUUCCAAUCGUUAAAGGCGGUGACCAAACCAAGAUGGAAGAAGGUGAAACUUAUGCCAUCGAAACCUUUGGUAGUACUGGAAAAGGAUAUGUUAGGGAUGAUAUGGAAACAUCUCAUUAUGCUAAAGUUCCGAAUGCUCCAAGCGUGCCUCUUCGUUUGUCUUCUGCAAAGAACUUGUACAGCCUUAUCAACAAGAAUUUCGGUACUCUACCAUUCUGUCGCCGAUACCUUGAUCGCCUCGGCCAGGAAAAAUACCUCCUUGGGUUGAACAACCUAGUCUCAUCUGGCCUUGUCGAUGCAUAUCCUCCGCUCUGUGAUGUGAAGGGAUCAUAUACAGCCCAAUUUGAACAUACUAUAUUGCUGCGACCAAAUGUAAAGGAGGUCAUUAGUCGAGGUGAUGAUUACUGA
Microsporum canis CBS 113480 is the source of this 1344-nucleotide messenger RNA. Its product is annotated as methionine aminopeptidase 2B. Bases 1 to 1344 code for a protein of 447 amino acids. Gene Ontology annotation, molecular function: metalloaminopeptidase activity. The transcript is spliced from 7 exons. The record is from RefSeq and is a predicted model, not a curated record. NCBI's taxonomy places the organism in Eukaryota, Fungi, Ascomycota, Eurotiomycetes, Onygenales, Arthrodermataceae. Gene Ontology annotation, biological process: proteolysis.